GAAUGGGAGGUGGGAGGGGGAAGUGUGUGCGCAUGCUCUGACGGUGCUGUAAUCUACAUCCGCGCCCUUUCCUCUCCGGGGCUGGGAGUUCAGUUUCAUAUAAUUUUUUUCCCUCUCUCCUCACCAAUCUAUAUAUAUAGAGAGGUCUCCGAAACUUAAGGACAAGGGGUUUAAAAUCCCUGGGAAGACGAGAUAUGAGGUCAGAGAAGAGGAGUGCGGAAGCGGACGGGUGAGACUGUGAAUCGAGGCGUUUGUUACAAUUUGGAGACUUUGUAUCAAAGGGCCUGUAUCAACGUUCCAUUGAAACUCAACGUUCCAUUGAUCGCCGCCGCCGCCGCAGUCUGCGCUGCUGUUUCAUCUCAUCGGCUAUAAAUUGUCCGCCUCAGUUGCCCCCCCUUCUCCCCGCAUACCCCUACCCCCUUUCCCCACCCUCCCUGCCCCACCGCACCGAAGAUGGGCGGCGCGUUCGCCAAGAUAUUCGGCAGUAAGGAGAUGAGGAUACUGAUGUUGGGCUUGGACGCCGCCGGCAAGACCACCAUCCUGUACAAGCUGAAGCUGGGCCAGUCGGUCACCACGAUCCCCACGGUGGGCUUUAACGUGGAGACGGUCACCUACAAGAACGUGAAGUUCAACGUGUGGGACGUGGGAGGGCAGGACAAGAUCAGGCCGCUCUGGAGGCACUACUACACGGGCACGCAGGGGUUAAUCUUCGUGGUGGACUGCGCUGACCGCGAUCGCAUCGACGAGGCCAAGCAGGAGCUGCACCGGAUCAUCAACGAUCGCGAGAUGCGAGAUGCCAUCAUCCUGAUCUUCGCCAACAAGCAAGACCUGCCCGAUGCCAUGAAACCCCACGAAAUCCAGGAGAAGCUGGGCUUGACCAGGAUUAGAGACAGAAAUUGGUAUGUCCAGCCGUCCUGCGCCACGUCGGGGGAUGGACUGCACGAAGGACUCACAUGGCUAAAUUCAAAUUACAAAUCCUAACCGGACCCCGCGACCUGCGUUUCGUUUUAUUUCCUCGAUCGACUUGGUUGAAUUAAACAUUUAGAAGAGAGGGGGGAAAAAUUCCUAACUUGUACCAGACACAAGUUUACUUUAAUGAAAGCAAUUUUUUUUCUCUUGUUUCGGGAGGGUGCGAGGAAAUUCUGCAAACCAGUUAACUGCGGCUUCUGGACUCAUCUCAAUUCAUUCUACCGAGGGCCCCGACUUACGAGGGACACCAUUGGAG
This is a messenger RNA of Hypanus sabinus (Atlantic stingray), 1225 nucleotides long. RefSeq names its product ADP-ribosylation factor 6-like. The record is from RefSeq and is a predicted model, not a curated record. Bases 454 to 981 code for a protein of 175 amino acids. Gene Ontology annotation, cellular component: cytoplasm. The transcript has a single exon. NCBI's taxonomy places the organism in Eukaryota, Metazoa, Chordata, Chondrichthyes, Myliobatiformes, Dasyatidae. Gene Ontology annotation, biological process: vesicle-mediated transport; intracellular protein transport. Gene Ontology annotation, molecular function: GTPase activity; GTP binding.